AUGCCGUUCGCCAAGCGACUCGUGGAGCCCCAGUUUCUGGUCCGGUACCAGGUCCCGGGCGAGGAGGCUGUGCUCUUCGAGGACCUGGUCUCCGUCAGUCAUGUGGCUCUAUCCCGGACCCUGCGGCAGCUGUCGGACUUGGCCAAACACGCCUGCUCCAUCUUCCAGGAGCUGGAGAGCGAGCUGGCCUCCACCAGCCUGCGGGUCAGGGGGCUGCAGAGGAAGAUCGUCCGGCUGGAGCAGACCUGCUCCGAGCUGGACCCCAAGCAGGAGGCCGUGCCGGUGUCCAACCUGGAUGUGGAGAGUAAGCUGACGACACAUUACCAAGCGCCGUGGCACCAGCAGAGGAACAUUUUCCACCACUCCACGCGGCCAGCAUGUGUAGAAGAGCUCCACAGGCAAGCCAACCUCAGCCUGUGGGCCCUGCACCGAGAUCACCAGAGCAGACGAUCGGGAAGCCGGGAGCGGAGGGUCACCAUCUCCAUCUCAGCCGUGCCCCCGAUACCCAGGAUCCCUUCCCCUCACAUCAUCAAGAGACAAGAGAGAAGUGGCACGAAUUCAACCACGUUUGAAUCCAUCCGCUCCUCCUCCCCUACCGAAUGUUGUCACUUCUCUCCCUGGAGCAGAAAGGCUGCGCCCUCUGACCCUGACACUGAUGGGGUGGCUCUAGGUCACCGGUCUAAGUUUCCCAUCCUUAACAUCCCCUCCACCCUGGACAAGCAGACUAACUGGUCUGACGCCUUGCCGCUGCCCACCCCAGAGGAACGAAUGAAAAGCAAUUCCCACGUCAUCACCUCAUGUGUCAUCCCCAUUAAUGUGACUGGGCUUGGCUUUGACAGAGAUGCUAGUGUGCGCUGCUCGCUCGUUCACUCCCAGUCGUUGCUACAGAGAAGGAGGAAGCUACGGAGACGGAGGACUGUCGCUGGCAUUCCCAGACAGGUGCAGCAAGAUUUGGACUCUGAUGACUCUCCAAGUUCUAGAGAUCGGACAGUGAUCGUUCAUGUCAGUCCAAACAUCACUCCCUCUAAUGAGGAGCUGGCCAGCCAUUUCAGCACCAGAGACUCAGGUUGCCAAACUGAAGACUUUCUGAUCUCAGGAGCCCCAUCUCGCAGGAGGAUCAGGGCCCAAAGAGUCCAGGGAGUCUCCCUCUCCCUCUCUUACUCUGCAGGCAACAUCACCUCCUUGCCCGACAGAGCUGACGCCAUGUUCUCUGCCUCUGUGGGCGAGCGCCUGCGCUCCAGGAGUCUGCCUCGAGACACGAGCAGGAUCAUGGAUAACGGGCAAAAUGACAGCUUUGAUGAGGAGGAGCUUUCCCCCUUUGACCCAGAGAACUUCCUGCCAGUACCCGGGAAGUUGCUUCUGAAGGAUGAAGAGGAGAGCACAGAUGACCAGGCCAUUUCUGAACACCAGUUGGGCCUCAAGUACCAGCAGCUCUCUGAGAGUCCAGAGCGCAGCUGGAUGGAGAGGACCAGAUCCCAGCUGCCCAGGAAAGCGGACAUGGGCAGCUGUGAGAUCUCCUCUAGUUCAGACACCUUCAGCAGCCCUGUCCAUUCCGUCUCUGUGGCAGGGGUGCUGGCAGGCCAGAUGGACCACAAGGACGACCACCAGUCUUCUAGCGGAAACUGGAGCGGGAGCAGCUCCGCCUGCCCCUCACAAACCUCGGAGACAAUCCAACCUGCAGCCUCUCCACCUCUGACCGGCUCCUCACACUGCGACUCUGAGCUCUCUCUAAACGCCGCCACUCACAACAACGACGACCCGAGCGGCUUCAUGCUGGACCACUACCCGGGCGUCAGGACCCAGCGGACGGGCUCCUUCUCCUCCACAGCGAUGGACAUAUUAGAAGAAGCAGGGGUCAGCACUCCCAUCGAGCAGGAGUGGAGUUACCCCCACCCCGAGAUUGAGCGCCCCCAGGACUUCAGCCCCGAGCCAAACAGAGACGCAGAGAGCAGCCUGGGCUGCCCAAGCUACACCAGCAUGGCCACCUGCGAGAGCAGCUACUCUGACAAACCGCCGUCAGAGAAGGCAGACAAUGUGUCCCACUACUCUGUGGACAGUGAAGGGUACUACACCUCCUUGCACUUUGACUGUGGUCUGAAAGGUAGCAAAAGCUUUACUUAUAACUAUGGCGCCUCUGGCUCCGACUGUGGCCUGUCUGACUUGAGUGGUCACAUGUCGCUGGCGAGACGCUGCCUCUCUUUAAGAAAGCCAAAGGCGAAGCCGUCUCCACCCAAGAGGAGUUCAUCCUUAAGGAAAAUAUGCAGUGAUGGCAAUAUCCAUGACAAGAAGGAACCAAAGAUCACAUGUGGGCAGCAACGUCCACUGUCUUCCAAGGAGAGGAGACUGCAGCUAGCUUUGUGCGGCUCUCCGGGUCUUAUAGAAAACUCUUCACGGUCCAGAGAGCCCCUUGUGGUCUGGGGGGUGGAGGACGCAGUCGAUCUACCCGACCUAGGUGUUUUUAGCUCCACAGAUGCACAUUCGUUUAAGGAUGACGGAGUCGUUCAGUCAGACUAUGCAGAUCUGUGGCUGCUGAAUGAUUUAAAAUCCAGCGAUCCUUACCGAUCUUUGUCAAACUCAAGCACAGCUACAGGUACGACUGUUAUCGAGUGCAUGAAGUCGCAGGAGAGCUCAGAGUCACAGACAUCCCAGUCCGGCUCCAGAGCCACCACUCCCUCACUGCCUUCAGUCGAGGGGGACUUUAAGCUGUCCUCUCCAGAGAGGUUAGCAGGCCUGGCCAGCCCAUCCAGCGGCUACUCUAGUCAGUCAGAGACCCCCACCUCCUGCUUCCCCUCCACCUUCUUUCCCGGGCCACUGUCACCAGCCAGUGGUAAGAGGAAGCCUAAAGUCCCUGAAAGGAAGUCUUCCCUUCCUUCCUUGUCCCUGCCGUCGCUGUCCUGCAGGGAUGGAGCCAACUCGAAGAAAGACCUGGAGCUGCCCGUAAUCCCUCCCUCCCACCUCGACCUCAGUGCCCUUCAGGGUGUCAACAAGGCCUUGGCUUACAGGACCCAGAUUCAAAUCCUUCAGCAAAACAAACACAAAGCUGCUGCAGCACCCACUUACUCAGAGGUGUUCACCACCCGCCCCCUGUCCAUCACACCCACCGUGCUGCACUCAGUACAGCUCCGGUCCUUCAAUAAAGACACAGAGGACAGUCACGAGGACAGAACCCCUUUCAAACUGAAAUGUCCGACAGUGAACUUGAAAAGCACACUUUCCGGUAGUAAAUCAUUAGAGCUGAAGAGCCCACUGUUAUACAGCUCACGUCCUCAUUACACAUCUUCGCAGGAGUUUUCUAAAUCAAUGUUUAGCUCUAAUGAAGAGCUUGCAUGUGGAGAAGCAGCAUGUCAGAGUGAGCUGAGGACAGAGCCGGACAAAGAGUCUUCUCUAGAGAGUGAGACAGCGUGCAGGCUGCAGUCAGAGCCAUCAGCAGACGUCCGUGACACAACCACGAGCCAGGAAGCAGAGAUGUGCAGAGAGUCGGUGGAAACACCUGUCUGCUCUGUGGACUGCAGCCCGCAGUCAGAGCCCGUGGGACCAACGAGAAGUGAGCCCUCUGAAGAACAGCUGUGUUCAACUCCCUCUGUUCUGCACAGUUCACCCAGUGGAUCCCACAGUCUUGAUGAAGUGUCUGCUACUGACGGUCAAUCCGAGUCGAUUCAAGAGAGUCCAAUCAGCAAUGACGAUUACAAAGAGGAGGAAUGUGACUCGUCAGGUGUUUCAGCAGAAAGUGCCUCCCAGGACGGGAAGGACGAGUCCACACCAGACACAGAGGAUUACUUCAGCAAAGACUCCACACCCAGUGACACUGUAGCGUCCCCGCUGAGUGAUGAGUCACGGCCAGAGGACGACAAUGUGUUUCUGUCACCCAACAAAACUCGCACCACUGAGGAUCUGUUUGCAAUGAUACACAGGUCCAAAAGGAAAGUGUUGGGUCGGAAAGACUCCACUGAGUCGGGUGCGAGGAACCGUGUUAAUGCUGCAUCAGCAAACACACCACCCAGCAGCAUCAUCAGCUCCCCAGUCCCACUGGUGUCGCCGGCCUCCGCCGUGACCCCCCCGGGCCCGCAGAGAGUCCCCGUGCCCAUCUACAGGAAUGUAAAGAAGUCUAGCACCUCCAACGAGGAAUUUAAACUGCUGCUGCUCAAAAAGGGCAGCCGCUCAGACUCCAGCUACCGCAUGUCAGCGACAGAGAUCCUCAAGAGCCCCAUCGCUCCCAAAUCUCCGGGAGAUUCUCUGACCGAGUCGCCCGGGCCGCCCGAGGACCUCUCGUCCCCCUUGCAACAACAGCAGCUUAAUUCAGGGCCGGAUCAGAUCUCCAGCCCCUACCCCAGAGCCUACGCUGAGGGCUUCUCUCCCAAAUCCUUCCCCACAUCUGCUGCGUCCAGGCAGGGCCGCUCCAGAAUCCCCCCGCCCGCCAACAGCAGCCGCUACGGCGUGCGCAGCAGACUGUUCUCAGCACCCAUGCAGGCAAUUUCUGAGGGAGAGGCGGAGAACUCAGACGGAAGUCCUCACGACGAGCGCUCGUCACAGGGCUCCACGUAGAAAACAGAGUAUAAAUGUCAAAGGUAUGAAAUUAUUUUUUUAGUUUAAAAAUCAAACAGAUGCACCAGAGUGGGUAAUAAUAUAUACUAGUUGUGAUGAGGAUAAUUUGGUUACACAGAAGACUAGGGGAAAACCUAUGCUGUUAAAAAAAUAUAAUUGAAC
Molecule: messenger RNA, 4704 nt
Organism: Limanda limanda (common dab)
Lineage: Eukaryota; Metazoa; Chordata; Actinopteri; Pleuronectiformes; Pleuronectidae
Gene: nhsa
Product: Nance-Horan syndrome a (congenital cataracts and dental anomalies)
Exons: 9
Coding region: 1-4542 (1513 amino acids)
Biological process (GO): lens development in camera-type eye; cell differentiation
Source: RefSeq, a predicted model, not a curated record